Molecule: messenger RNA, 1100 nt
Organism: Tachyglossus aculeatus (Australian echidna)
Lineage: Eukaryota; Metazoa; Chordata; Mammalia; Monotremata; Tachyglossidae
Gene: PIP4P1
Product: phosphatidylinositol-4,5-bisphosphate 4-phosphatase 1
Exons: 7
Biological process (GO): phosphatidylinositol dephosphorylation
Cellular component (GO): late endosome membrane; lysosomal membrane; phagocytic vesicle membrane
Molecular function (GO): phosphatidylinositol-4,5-bisphosphate 4-phosphatase activity
Source: RefSeq, a predicted model, not a curated record
GGCGGCGGCGGCGGCGGCGGGAACGGGCUGGUGGGGCCCGGAGGGGGCGGGCCCGGCGGGGGCCUGCUGCCUUCCGCGCCUCCCUACGGGGCUGGAAAGCUGGCCCCGCCCCAAGCGUUCCCCCCUUUCCCAGAGGGGCACCCGGCCGUGCUGCCCGGGGAAGACCCUCCCCCGUACUCGCCCCUGACCAGCCCGGACAGCGGCAGCGCCCCCAUGAUCACCUGCCGCGUCUGCCAGUCUCUCAUCAACGUGGAGGGCAAGAUGCACCAGCACGUGGUCAAGUGUGGCGUCUGCAACGAGGCCACCCCAAUUAAGAAUGCCCCCCCCGGGAAGAAGUAUGUGCGCUGCCCCUGCAAUUGCCUCCUCAUCUGCAAAGUGACAUCCCAGCGCAUCGCCUGCCCCCGGCCUUACUGUAAAAGAAUCAUCAACCUGGGCCCCGUGCACCCGGGCCCCCUGAGCCCAGAACCGCAGCCUCUAGGUGUCAGGGUCAUCUGUGGCCACUGCAAGAACUCCUUCCUGUGGACAGAGUUCACCGACCGCACUCUGGCUCGUUGUCCGCACUGCAGGAAAGUCUCAUCCAUUGGGCGCCGCUACCCCCGCAAGAGGUGCAUCUGCUGCUUCCUCCUGGGGCUGCUGCUGGCCAUCACGGCCACGGGCCUUGCCUUUGGGACAUGGCAGCAUGCACAACGGUACGGGGGCAUCUACGCGUCCUGGGCCCUGGUCAUCCUGCUGGCCGUGCUCUGCCUGGGCCGGGCCUUCUACUGGGCCUGCGUGAAGGUCAGCCACCCCGUCCAGAGCUUCUCCUGAGUUUGCCGCCCCGGCCCACGCCCGCAGACUCCCUGUGGGCCACGGAAACACUACAGCCCCCCCCGGGGUGUGGGGGGCCGGAAGCUCUCCGCUCCCCAGGGGGCCGGGGGGCAGGAGCCAGGAGGCUUCCACUGGUGAGCGGGGAAGGGAGGGGCCUAGGGCCCGGAACCACUAAAACUGUGGUGGGAGUGGGGGAUUCCUAGCUGUCCAACCCCUGCUCUGCCCCACCUCAUCCCUCACACAUUCCCAGCUGGAGGGGGGCUUGGGGUUCACCACCCUCCCCUUCUCUCCCC